GAUCGAUCGCGACCUCUUGGCCUGUGGCGCUUCGCGAUUUUUGGCGCCUCCCCCGUGGUUGGGACGUUGGAUGCCAGCCACGGUGUGCACGGUGCAGCCUUCCACCAUGCUGUCUGAGUUUCGAUAUUCCGUGCAAGUUUGGGAUCCACAGGAGCCACAGGACCCACAGGCACCAACUUUCGCCAAGGCAGAAUGCAACGGCACGAGCCUGCAGAAUUGCAUGUGCUCAGUGACUCAAACAGCACUGCGCCGAAAGUCAUAUGUCUUGUUGGACUGGGAGGAGGAUACGGGGAGAAGCAUAUCAGAAUUGCAGACAAGCCAAGCAAUGCUUGUCCUUGGAUCAAGAAGCUUUGCGAAUCUGGAAGGCUUCUCCUUUCACCAUGGCCAGUAUUGGUCGCACCGCAACGCAGUAGCGGGCCAGAUGUGGCAUAGGUACAGCAAGAAAGAGAUUCGAUCCAGCGAGCAGCUUCAGUGCGUUGCCAGCAUCUAUUGCAACUCCUCUGACAACUUUGAUUUGCGGUGCUCGCGGCGAGAAGCCCUUGCACGAUUCAAAGCGCUGGAACGGACGUUGCCAUACCUCUCAACUUUGGUCCAUUGGAAGUUGAUGCUGCCAUUGCUGAUUUUCCUGGCCUGGUUUGCCUGCGUGCUGGCAAGUAUCCUCUUCCGCGGGCUGCAGAUGUUGAUCUUUUGGCCCUUUGGAUGUGUGGCUUAUGCGCUGCUGAGACACGUGGAUACCCCAAUGUUGUCCCUGGGUCACAGCCUGGUGAUGGUGGUGUUUACUGCCAUGCCAGUGGUUUUCGUGAGCUGCAGCUUGGAGUUGCUGUGGCAGAUGUGGAGCGAUGGGGAACAGCUCCAUCCUGAUCUGCAGAGGAUCCUGGAGCUGGAACUGAAUGACUAUCAUUUCCUGUUUUACAUUUGGCUGCUGUGGAGCAGCUACGCAGUGAUCCGGCUCCGUUCCCUCCAAUGUUUCGCGCAUUUGCGAGAGCUGCUGUCCCAACGUGGAGGUCGCAAGGCGCCCAGUGAGGAUGAGGAUUCUCAACCCAGCUGCCGGAUUUGCUUUGGAGGCAGCGAAAGCGGAAGAUUGAUCUCUCCAUGUUUAUGUUCUGGAACCAUGCGAUUUGUGCACAUGGACUGCCUCAACAUGUGGCGCUUUGCAAGUGCAAAUCCUCAAUCCUCGUUUCGAUGCGACCAGUGUCACUUUGAAUACUCAGUGCAGCGAGCACUGUAUGCAAACAUCUUGAGAUCAGCACUGGUCUUACACACCGUCACCUUGGUGGUGUUUGGUGGUGUGGUGAUACUUUGCGCUUACAUUUGCUAUUGCAUCCAUUGGAGCCUCGGUGACGUUUUUUUGGCCUGGGCAGUGCAAAAUUUUGGGGAGCCACUGAGGUUUCACCAUGGUGAUGGGGACUACCAGCUCUUCUCUGACAACUUCAUGGAGCAAGUGACCAACGUCAGUGGUAUUCAAGAGGAAGACAAGGAGGAGUUGUUGCGCAUCAUCAUGCGAAUGAACGAAUGGAUGAUUUGUGGAAUUCCAUUCGUCCACCUGAUGCAUGGCCUGACCAUGGUUGGUAUGAGCGGAUGUAACUCCCUGGGCUUCUUCCUAACUCAGCAGGCGACGUCCACAGGAGAUUCCAACCCUUUGCCGGUGAUUUCGGCGGUGAUGAUCAUUGCCGGCCUCUUCCGCGUCUUCUACUCCCUGUAUCGCUUUUUGAAGCUCCUGUCCGGCAAGGUCCUGGAAUCUGCUGAGGGGAUGAUCCUGGACAUUCGCGCUGCGGACGAUGCAGCAGCCAGGACGGCCCCUGAAGCCGCACCUGCACCGGCAGCCAUGGAAGGCGCGCCAGCGGCUCCACCUGCACCACCUGCACCGGAAGGGGCUGAGGAAAGGACGGCAUUUGAGACCUUCCUUGAUGAUGUUGAUGGCUUGGAAGGCUUGGAAGGCUUGGAUGAUGGGGAUCAUGACUAGGAUUGGCUGCCUUGGGGCUGAAGUUGAUUGCCGAAAUCAGGGCCGGCAGCUUGGCCCCAGGCAGUUUGUAAAAGUGGCGGGCCACAGCUCAAGCCCAUGGUGUGUCUAGCUACAGUGCACUGCUGUCCACCAAAAAGGAUGGACUAUUUUCCAGCAAAGACUGCGAGCCAGUGGCUACAGUGGCUCCUCACCGCUUUGGGCCUCUUUGGGCUUGAAAA
Molecule: messenger RNA, 2181 nt
Organism: Cladocopium goreaui
Lineage: Eukaryota; Dinophyceae; Suessiales; Symbiodiniaceae
Source: the annotation of a GenBank genome assembly